AUGGCCCGUACAAAGCAAACUGCUCGCAAAUCAACCGGUGGAAAGGCUCCACGAAAACAGCUAGCCACUAAAGCAGCACGCAAGAGCGCUCCUGCAACCGGUGGAGUCAAGAAACCUCAUCGUUACAGGCCUGGUACAGUCGCUCUUCGUGAGAUCCGUCGCUACCAGAAAUCAACCGAGCUGCUCAUCCGCAAGUUGCCCUUCCAGCGUCUUGUGCGAGAAAUUGCUCAAGAUUUCAAGACCGACUUACGUUUCCAGAGCUCUGCUGUGAUGGCCCUUCAAGAGGCCAGCGAGGCUUACCUUGUUGGUUUGUUUGAAGACACCAACUUGUGCGCCAUCCACGCCAAGCGCGUCACCAUCAUGCCGAAAGACAUUCAGUUGGCCCGCCGAAUCCGCGGAGAACGAGCAUAAGUGGAUUGCAUCUUCACCUAACAAACGGCUCCUUUAGGAGCCACCACAUCAAUAAAAGCAAUGCCAACCAUGAUCUUUUAAAUUCCCCGAUCUAUUUCGUAGAAUUUUCCCUUGUCUCUCACCCAUAAACCGCAUAAGUUUCCUUCCUUUGCGCUUCGCCGUUCUGGCGCCAAAAUAACAAACGCGUGACCUGCAUCCACUUCUAGUCGCUACAGCCAAAAAUCUAUAAAUUUUCUUACUCUUAGCAAAGUACCAUACACUCGAAAAUUAUUAGUCUUUCAGUGCAUUUACUUCGUCCUCAAUUUUUUUAAAAAUUACCAGUGCACGAUUUACUUUCAAGCUCGGAUGUGCGCGUAGUCAAGAUGGCGAAGGAAUGGCAGAUAUACUCCCGCAUACAUCUAGAUCGCUUUUUUCACCUCGUACAGUCCCUUUCGCCGUGCCUAACAUGUAUAAAACGUAAUGUACCGUAUUAAAACAUGACAAAACCAUGUAUUUGUAAUUCGAGGGAAUUACAAACGACAAUAUUACUUAAAGUCCAAUGCGUAGUCCUUAUCUUGUGAGUAGCCUCGAAUUUUAUUGUGUCUUGUUUGUAUCCUUGGUAUUAUUUUUCUAAAUAGAUUCCGCUUUUACAUAGGAAGAACUCAAUAAUUUAGUCAAACAUAACAUCCACAGUAUCUUAUCUUUCUGGUAAAACAUCUUUAGACGUGGCUAGGGAAAUUUACUAGUCUAGUUGACACGCGAAAACCGACUUCCCAUCUUGGCCGACACACCAUAUCACCAACUACCUACUUUUGGUCUCUAAGCAUCCUGAUUUUAGAAAUUACAUUUAACUAAGCUAGUUCACUUCUAUUUUUAAGAAAAAGAAAGAAUUAUUUGGUAAGGACUUCUCGACAGGAAGCAAUGAGAGCUAAAAGACUGGUGAUUGUUCGUCAACAAAGGAUCCACCGCCAUUGCGGCGUUCUGUCUUUGUUACCCGGAGAAAAUUCAGCUUUAUUCAACCAUUUUUGAUAAUUUGCUCAUUUAUCCUCCUAAUAUAAAUUCGUGGAUAAAUUUACUUUGAUAUCAUGUAAAAAGCGUACGAGUGUUGUGCUUAGUUUUCGAGAAAUUUACUUUGGAACACAAGAUUAUCUACUUUUUAGUUCAGAAUCGCAAUUCUAAAUUGAAAAUUGAACAGUUCUGGUGUCAUUUACAGCAAAACGGAUCAUUGUAAUGCAUUGCCAAGUCAAUUUAAUUUCUGAAAAUAUAAAAAUAAAGAAGUUCGAGCGCUUAGAUUCUUCUUAAAGUUUCUCGGAAUUCUUUCAAAAAGCACAAAUUUCAUGUGACGGAUGCAACCAGUUCGCAACGUGUUACUGUUUCCACAGCGGUCCGCAUCAUUCCAAUAAACAACGCUCCAAGUCGUUUCAACAGCCAUAUUCGAUCAUCUAGUCACGAGUAGUAGUUGAGUGUAAUUGAAAUACUUUCUUGCUAAAACAUGUCGGGAGAAUCUCCUAAGAAGACUGCUUCUAAACCCAAGAAAGCAGCUAAGCCUGCUGAACAUCCAAAGUACAUCGAAAUGAUCAAGGCUGCCAUCACAGCAUUGAAGGAGCGUGGCGGGUCUUCGCGAAUUGCCAUCGAGAAGUACAUCAAGGCGAACUACAAAGUUACUGAUGUUGGUCCUCAUUUGAAGAUGGCCUUAAAGAAAGGUGUAGCCAGUAAUGUUCUUGUCCAGACGAAAGGAACUGGAGCUUCGGGCUCGUUUAAGGUAAACAAAGAAGCCCUGAAGCAAAAGAAGGAGAAGAAGAAGCCCGCCAAAAAGCCCACAACGAAGANAAAUUCAGCUUUAUUCAACCAUUUUUGAUAAUUUGCUCAUUUAUCCUCCUAAUAUAAAUUCGUGGAUAAAUUUACUUUGAUAUCAUGUAAAAAGCGUACGAGUGUUGUGCUUAGUUUUCGAGAAAUUUACUUUGGAACACAAGAUUAUCUACUUUUUAGUUCAGAAUCGCAAUUCUAAAUUGAAAAUUGAACAGUUCUGGUGUCAUUUACAGCGAAACGGAUCAUUGUAAUGCAUUGCCAAGUCAAUUUAAUUUCUGAAAAUAUAAAAAUAAAGAAGUUCGAGCGCUUAGAUUCUUCUUAAAGUUUCUCGGAAUUCUUUCAAAAAGCACAAAUUUCAUGUGGCGGAUGCAACCAGUUCGCAACGUGUUACUGUUUCCACAGCGGUCCGCAUCAUUCCAAUAAACAACGCUCCAAGUCGUUUCAACAGCCAUAUCUGAUCAUCUAGUCACGAGUGGUAGUUGAGUGUAAUUGAAAUACUUUCUUGCUAAAACAUGUCGGGAGAAUCUCCUAAGAAGACUGCUUCUAAACCCAAGAAAGCAGCUAAGCCUGCUGAACAUCCAAAGUACAUCGAAAUGGUCAAGGCUGCCAUCACAGCAUUGAAGGAGCGUAGCGGGUCUUCGCGAAUUGCCAUCGAGAAGUACAUCAAGGCGAACUACAAAGUUACUGAUGUUGGUCCUCAUUUGAAGAUGGCCUUAAAGAAAGGUGUAGCCAGUAAUGUUCUCGUCCAGACGAAAGGCACUGGAGCUUCGGGCUCAUUUAAGGUAAACAAAGAAGCCCUGAAGCAAAAGAAGGAGAAGAAGAAGCCCGCCAAAAAGCCCACAACGAAGAAACCGGCCGCCAAAAAACCCGUAGCCAAGAAACCAACAGCGAAGAAAGCAGCCGCCAAAAAGCCAGCAGCGAAGAAGGCAACUACCAAGAAACCAGCAGCAAAGAAGACAACAAAGAAACCUGCAGCAAAAAAGGCCGCGGCUAAGCCGAAAACUGCCCAGAAGAAGGCGCCAGCUAAGAAACCUGCAGCCAAGAAAGCGGCGAAGAGUCCAAAGAAAUCCGCCAAGAAGUAA
Molecule: messenger RNA, 3281 nt
Organism: Porites evermanni
Lineage: Eukaryota; Metazoa; Cnidaria; Anthozoa; Scleractinia; Poritidae
Source: the annotation of a GenBank genome assembly